Molecule: messenger RNA, 4227 nt
Organism: Galendromus occidentalis (western predatory mite)
Lineage: Eukaryota; Metazoa; Arthropoda; Arachnida; Mesostigmata; Phytoseiidae
Gene: l(2)gl
Product: LLGL domain-containing protein l(2)gl
Biological process (GO): establishment of spindle orientation; cortical actin cytoskeleton organization; regulation of establishment or maintenance of cell polarity
Cellular component (GO): cortical actin cytoskeleton; plasma membrane; cytoplasm
Molecular function (GO): syntaxin binding; GTPase activator activity; myosin II binding
Source: RefSeq, a predicted model, not a curated record
AUGUUCAAGUUCAUAACCGGCCGGAAAGGCUACACGCUCGAGCGAGCGAAGACCGUUAAGGAACUCUUCGCGUUCUCUCGGACCGUGUUUCACGGAUUCCCACAUUCGCCUUCGUCUCUGGCCUACGACGAAGAUCUUUCUUUGAUGUGCAUUUGCACGAAAAACGGAGCAAUCCGCGUUUACGGCGCACCUGGAGUCGAGUUCGUGGGAUACCAUGCGCAAGAGAGCUCAGUCGUAGAAGUGCAUUUCGUCCCUGGUCAAGGGCGCUUGGUAACGGUCCAAGAGAACAAUGAGCUCACCUUGUGGGAAAUCGUGGACACCCAGGUGGAGAUCGUGGGAACGAUCGACAACUUCGAGAAGCGCAUCUUCAGUGUUUGCAUCUCACCCAACAAAACGCAGCUAUUGCUCGGAACCGAGCAGGGUGAUAUCUAUGUUGUCGAUCUGGAAACUUUCAAAUUCACCGAUCUGGUUGUGCAACGGGAUCUCAUAACUGAGAAGGUCCCUGAAGAUUUCAAAGUCAGCCCGGGAGGAGUGGAAUGUUUGCGGUGUCUCAAUCAAGAUCAGUGCAUCGUUGGCUACCAGCGAGGAAUUCUUGUGCUGUUCGAUUUGAACAAGCUUUCAGCGAAACAAACCUAUAUCUCUCGGAAGGAUCUCUCAUCCAUCCACAUCGUGGAUGAUUGCAAGUUUGUCUCCUGUCACACCGACGGAGGGUACGCCGUUUGGAGCACGAUCCUCUCGUCAUCCACUAAACAGGUCGAUCAAAUCUACGGCCCACAUCACUGCAAAGCCAUAGAUAAGCUUUACGCGCUCGACAAUGAAAGAACGCUCAUCUUCUCCGGCGGCAUGCCUCGGGCGCAGUACGGUGACCGGUACACGCUGUCAAUCCAUCGGGGACCCAUCGAGCGUAAAGUUUUCGAAUUCACCUCGAAGGUUCUCGACUUCUUCGUCGUAGCGAAGAAAGUCGUUGUGGUUCUCGUCGAAGAGGAGGUUGUCGCUAUCAGCCUUCAGGAUCUUAAGCCUCUCGCUCUGCCCUAUUUGUUCCCUCUGCAUUGCUCAGCCAUCACGAACGUCAUCCACGCGCCGGGAGUUCCGAAAGAGAUUGUCGCGAAGCUCACAGACGACGUCGCCGCGAACGAAUUCUCCUGCACCAAAUGGCCGAUUCAAGGCGGAAAACUCGAGAAACCGGUCGGAACAGAGAACGAGACCUCGGAUCUCGUUCUAACGGGACACGAGGACGGCAGCGUGAGGAUUUAUGAUGCGACGGGAGUCGUCCUCCGACUUCUGUCUUGCAUCAAAACGAGCUCAAUUUUCGCCGAAAGGUGCCACGAUUCCUCGCGUCUGAUGGAUCAGGACGAGGACGAGUUCCUGCAAUUCACAAAAGUUUGCUCCUUCGAUCCUUACUCGGAUGACCCCCGAUUCGCUGUGAAGAAGCUUGCUUUCAACUCCCUCAGCGGAACCUUGGCUAUCGGCGGUACAGCCGGACAAAUUCUCGUACUCGGCUUAGGGGAACCGAAUCUGGACGUCAAAGUGACCUCGUUGAAUCUGGUCGGAGACCGCGACCACUUCGUCUGGAAAGGUCACGACGCCCUGACCCACGACACAGCGGCGCCUUUCCAAAGCCGAUAUAAUUUGACCCACGUGGUUCAGGUUAAGCCGCCAGCAAGCGUCACCGCUCUCGCGAUGAACGAGGAGUGGAACCUUGUCUCCGUCGGUACGGCGCACGGCUUCGGGUGUGUGGACAUCGCUACGGAUCAGGUGGUCAUGUUCAAAUGUACAUUGAACGAGACGGAUCACGGAGGUGUGGGAGCUCAUUCUGGCGACAUGGUUCGUCGGAAGAGCUUCAAGAAGUCGCUACGAGAGAGCUUCCGCCGUCUACGGAAGGGUCGUUCGCAGAGAGGCAAAACCGCCAAGAACCUUGAUGACGUGAAACCGGUGGAGCGACAAGUCGAGUCCCGGAUCAUGCAAGACGACGGCCUGUCUUCCAUGGUCCGCUCUCUUUUGUUCAGCGAAGCAUAUAUUCUCUCUCAUUCUUCGACGUCCCGUACAUUCUGGGCAUCCACCAACUCCGGUGCCGUGUUCGUUUACGCCUUGAAGAAAACCGAGGAAUCACUGGCAAUGACUUUGUGCAAAGAGAUCCAUCUCAAGCAUCACGCUCCAGUUCUCGGAGUUUUCGUGGUGGAUUCGCACGGUUUCCUUUGCCACGAUGCCCAUCCGAAAGAGAGCUCAGUACCGAACCUGUGGAGAGUGGUGAUCUGCUCAGAGGAACAGAUCAAGGUGUUCUCCCUUCAGCUCAAGCCCCUGCAUAAGGUCAAAUUGACGGCGAACGAAGGCUCCCGCAUUCGAAAACUCCAGGUCGCAGAGUUCAAGAACAACGAACGUAGCGAGUUCGGACUCAUCGCGAUGACGAACCAGGGACAGAUCAUCGUCUUCUCCCUGCCAGAUCUGCGUCGCAUCAUAACGGCAGACUGCUGUCGGAAAGACGACGUCAAUGGAAUUUCGUCAGCCGUUUUCACUCCCCUCGGCGAAGGCUUCUACUUGAACUCCGCAUCCGAAUUCGAUCGGGUCUCCGUAUCAGCGACAAAAAUUACGGCUCCUUGUGGGCUUCUCGAGCUCCCCGAAGGCGCUAGACCCAAACGGAAGACAUCAAUCAUCAAGCCGAAAGAGGCAGCUGUCGAUGUAAAGGUUGCCGUCAAAGAGCGACGAAGCACCACACCCGAAAAGCCGAAACUCGCGAUCUCUGGGAAACAGGAUACCGCGUCCGCCGCUGUUCCUUCUGAUAAAGAAGAAAACGCACCCAAGGGACGCUCUUCAACCUCCUCAACGCCUGAAAAGAAAACUGCUGCCGUCGAAGAAGUGGGAGACGACAGCAAAGUAGGCAAGAAGCAAAGAAAGGACAAGUCGCCGGCAAGAGAGAAGUCACCGGCGAAGGAUAGGUCACCGUCCAAGGAAAAAUCACCGCUCAAAGAGAAAUCGCCGACCAAGGAAAAGUCGCCGUCCAAGGAAAAAACCCCGUCUAAGGAAAAGUCUCCUUCUAAGGAGAAGACACCGAUCAAGGAGAAAUCGCCGUCCAAGGGGAAGUCGCCUGUGAAGGAGAAAUCACCCACCAAGGAGAAAUCAUCGCCCAAGGAAACGAGGAGAGACGCGCAAUCGAAGGAUUCGAAGGACAAGGAUUCUGCCGAAGUUGGAUUGGCGGAAGCUGAUUCUACAGUAGACAAGCUGGGAGCUGGAAAAACGAAAUCUGCUUCUCCGAAAACGAGAGACGAUGGGGGGGCUGUGACGAAGACGAAAACUGAAAAAAAAGUCGUGAGCGAAAACAAGGGUGGGAAGCACUCCGCUGCGGACGAUCAAUCGAGAAUCGAGAAGCCCAUCGAUGUUCCCACAAUAGAAGAGAGACCCGUGGAAUCGCAGCCCAUAGCUGGCGGUGAUGUCUCAGUCGCAAGUGAAGCGUCGCAGCAACAAACGCGUGAAGUGUUGCGCCAGACUGACGUAGAAGAGCGACCAAUCGAUGUGGGUCUAAGCGGAGCCGCCGCUCCGAAGAAGACGGUUCCGGAGAGCGAUGCGCGAGAGAAACGCGUGUCUAAGAAGAACAAGAAGAACUCGAGGAAGAAUUCAGCUGCGAAUGGCGCGAAGAAGAAGGACAAUAAUCGCAAUAACGUGAUCGAGCCGAAGACCGGAAAUGGAAAGGAAUCUGAAACAACCGUGCACAAGAACGAGAGUCACGAGAAGAAGGAAAAGAAAACCCGGUCUGUCGAGAAGUCCGAUGACGGGAACGCAGAGAAGAAAAUCCAGACCGAGCAAGUAGCUGAGCGAAAAAUCACGCAACAGGUUGAGGAAGGCGACGGCUUCACUCUGGAGACCACUGAGGUGAUCGUGACGAAGAAAGCCGUCACGGUGUCAGAGGAGACUCGCGUCAUCAACGGGAGCGCUGAGGACUUCGAGAAUCUCGAGGCGCUGACCAAGUCCCUCAACCUUGACGAGAUAUUGGCCGACAAAGAAUAAUCAUAUAGACGCUCGCAUUCGCGCAAGCAUGAAUUUCCGACAUGGGAUUUGGGAAACUGCAGUCCCGACUACGCCCCGGGAACUUAGAUAUCAGGAGUGCAUUUCAUCGUCAAUAUUCGGAAUCACUGUAUCGGACACAGAAUCAUAUACGUGCACAAUGCCGACUGCUCAGCAGACAUCAAUCUCUCAGAUUAGCUGAAGGUGAUGAUUCGCUCAAUCGAGCAACUG